Neomonachus schauinslandi (Hawaiian monk seal) is the source of this 825-nucleotide messenger RNA. RefSeq names its product ABRA C-terminal like (gene ABRACL). Lineage: Eukaryota; Metazoa; Chordata; Mammalia; Carnivora; Phocidae. The record is from RefSeq and is a predicted model, not a curated record. The transcript has 3 exons. Bases 183 to 428 code for a protein of 81 amino acids. Gene Ontology annotation, biological process: regulation of actin filament-based process.
GCGCUUAAACUCUUACCUCCCACCCCCCUCCUCCUCACCAGCCUUUCUCUUCUGCCUCGGUCACUUCCUUCCUCAGUCUCUUCCUCCUCGGUGUGUUGAAGAAGAUAACCGGGUCCGGCCCGACGCUGCACCAGCUUUUCCUCGGAAAAGAAAAAGAGGCGGAUAGGUGAGUGUAGGCAGCAAUGAACGUGGAUCACGAAAUUAACCUCUUAGUGGAGGAAAUUCAUCGUCUGGGUUCAAAAAAUGCUGAUGGGAAGUUAAGCGUAAAAUUUGGGGUCCUCUUCCGAGACGACAAAUGUGCCAACCUCUUUGAAGCAUUGGUGGGAACUCUCAAAGCUGCAAAACGAAGAAGGAUUGUUACGUACCCAGGAGAGCUACUUUUGCAAGGUGUUCAUGAUGAUGUGGACAUUAUAUUGCUGCAGGAUUAAUGUGGUUUGCAUAUCUUUGUUUAUUGUUAUUUUUUGUUUCUGGUCAACUGGAAUGUUAAGUCAAGGGACAAACACAAGCAUACUUAAUGUAUUUUUAUAGAACUUUGUAAACAAAAGGAGACUCUUAUUCUAAAAGUCUGUCUUUUUUUUAAUACCUUGAAAGAAAAUUUAUGUAUUACACUGUCAAAUAAACAAAACCUAUUUUUUUUCCUCAGGAAUCUGAUUGGAAAAAUGUAGGCAUUGAGGCUUUUUUGGUAGGGGUGCAAGGGUGUUUCAUAAAUCAUUCUUAGACAAUUUCUACAGAUAUUUGACAUUCCAUAAAAGCAAGAGGCAAAACUGAAGACCAGCUCCCACAAGGAAUAUUGUAAUGUUUAUGUAAUAAAAACAUGUAACUAUG